GAGUGUGUGUUUGACGGAGAGGGUACGGCGGCGUCCUCUGCCCCCCACAGCACUACACCAAGCUGUUGGCGUCGCAACCCGCGCAAAGGUUGAUUCAUUUUCCGACCACGACGACUGCGACGGGCAAGAUUGCCAGUAGUAGUGAGCAGCGACGAGGACCGACAGCACCCCCUGCUGGCGUGAAGUUCUGAGAUCGACCGCUGCACCGCCGCGUGCUCCAGACGAUGCAGUCCGCGGUGCUGCUGCUGCUUGCCGUGCUGCUGCCGGUCGCGCUGGCCGCGCCGCCCUACCCCCUGGGCUCCCCCGUGUAUGACUCGUGGGCUAAAUGUCUCAAGGACCGACAGUGCGGUGAGCCGCAUCAGGGGAACGUCUGCGAAGUAGGGUGCAGCGAAGGCGACGAGAAGUGCAAGGCCGUGUGCGGCUGGAACUGCAUCCGCCACUGCGCGGGGCUGCCGACGACGGCGACGGACUGGGAGGACGUCAAGGAAACGCGCGACCUGGUUAUACUGUGCGUCUUCGAGAAGCAGAAUGGGUGCAGCAGUCAAGAAAUGAAGUGCCGGGACGGCUGCAGGUGGUGGGAUUUCAGCUGUAGUAAACUCGCAUGCCGUGUCGAGUCAAAGAAGUGCCUGACAAAGAGCGGCUACGACUGCCACUACGCGGUGGCCAACAGGAGGAGUAGCACCAGCGAAGCCGUCGUGACCAGCUCGACCCAAGCCGUGAAAAGCUCCACGGACAAGGAAUGGACCUGGCAGAAUUACGCGGUCUGUGUAGAUCAGAGUUGCGACCUCGUCCGCUCCAGCGCUCCAGAGUUCCAGGCAAUCCGCGAGGCGAACUGUUCCUGCAGCUGCAUGGGCCUCCCCGGCGGCGACCUGGAGGCGUACGCCAGUGAGGCGGUGCAGAGGUGCCUCGGGGACUGCGGCGACCAGGAGACCCAGUGCGACCAGAGGUGUCGGGGGCAGAGGGAGCUGGAGAAGUGCCUCGGGGAGUGCAGCCUGCGCAAGCACCAGUGCCAGUGCGAGUGCAAAGACCCAAGGAAACAUGAUACAACCCAAUCAGUUUUGGAAUAAACAAAAUGUAUUUUCUCAAA
Messenger RNA from Frankliniella occidentalis (western flower thrips), 1087 nucleotides. RefSeq lists its product as uncharacterized. Lineage: Eukaryota; Metazoa; Arthropoda; Insecta; Thysanoptera; Thripidae. The record is from RefSeq and is a predicted model, not a curated record. Bases 225 to 1067 code for a protein of 280 amino acids. The transcript has 4 exons.